This is a messenger RNA of Blastomyces dermatitidis ER-3, 3624 nucleotides long. Its product is annotated as RNA polymerase II mediator complex subunit Nut1. Lineage: Eukaryota; Fungi; Ascomycota; Eurotiomycetes; Onygenales; Ajellomycetaceae. The record is from RefSeq and is a predicted model, not a curated record. The coding region runs from base 136 to 3261 and encodes 1041 amino acids. Gene Ontology annotation, biological process: regulation of transcription by RNA polymerase II. The transcript is spliced from 7 exons. Gene Ontology annotation, molecular function: transcription coregulator activity. Gene Ontology annotation, cellular component: mediator complex.
CUUUAGUCUGAUGUCCCUAAAUGAGCUGCCUUUAAUGAGCUUUUCAUCUUUCAUGUUGCCAAUGUGUGUGUUUCUACGGUGGGAAUGUAAACCAACCUUUUGUUGAAAGAGCCCAUCAGCUAAGGUAUAAGGGUGAUGGAGGAGAUAAAGAUUGUUGGGAGCUCUUCGGCGCAAUGGAAAACAUUGCUCCGUCGAUGCCUUUCUCAGAGGACCGAUGCUUCUGAAUUUAGGGCUUUUGCGAAGCUUAUGCUGAAUCGCUAUUCCAUCCCGGCGAGAAGGCUGAUAGACAUUAUUUUGGCCUUAAGAUGUGUCACAAAUGUGCCCUGGGACCCCUUAAUACCGCUUUAUGUGGACACCCUACAUAGGCUUGGGAGUAUUAAACUUGAGGAUAUACUAGAGUCACUUCUUGCGCAGUCGACAGUUUCCCAGAAGCAAGUGGCUGCACAGAAUGGAUCAACCACGAAAGCACCUGUCAGUACACUGAUGACCGACUACUGCAUUAUCCAUAAUGCUACGAUAGCGGCGACUUCGGGACACGCCCCCAGAACGACAUCUGACGCCGCAAACACAUUUUCUGCGCUCGCAAAAUGGAUUUUAGCUCUUCUUUCAUGGAACUCAAGUCGCGAACCGGUAGGCGACCCCGCCGCCUCGUUGACGAACUCUCCGGACACCCUGGCUGUGUUUGAAUCUCUCGGAAUUUUAUUUGCUGCUCUUAUGAGCACUGAAAAAGCCGUAAAUGCUCUCUCUGCCUCAGGGCCAAAAGGUUGGAGAAAUAAACUAGGCCAAUCCCUCUCUGAAUAUAUACCGCUAUGUGGUGGUGUAUCAAUUCCUUUACGUGACAGGCUUGAAACUUUGCGAAAAGAUUUCAAUUUGUAUGGCCACGACGGCGAGAAAUCCCUUGAAGAUGCAAUGAUGGAAAAUGUCAAUAUUUCAGCUCUAGAAUUUGAGUCUAAUGUCCUUGAUGGCUCUAUCAUCAAUUCCAGAGCAGGACCAUAUAUAUAUGUUAAUGCCUUGCUUUUUGGGAGACCGCUGGUGGAUGAUAGUAUGGUUGUUAACUACUUAAAUAAUCGAUAUGGAGGCGAUCGCAUGACACUAAUCGAAGAUCUUAUUACUGCAGCCUUUGACGUGUUAUCGAAUGGGAUGUACCGCAACGAGCCUAAUCGCACCAUGUUUAUCUUCCGGUCUUUCUUAGUCAACAAGCUGCCGCCAUUUUUUGCUGAAAUGUGUGCAUCUGCUAUUGACCCCAUACCGAUGGAGCUUUGCAUCACCCGCGCCCUCAGUCGCAUUGACCCCAAUGCCUUUCCUUCGUUUUCUGAAAUGUUCGCAAUGCAAGGAAAUUCUAUCCUGUCAGAUGUCCGGCAGGAAUUUUUGUUUGCCUGUGCUUUGCAUAAAUUGAUCCCGGAAGCAAGCAUUGAACGACUUCUAGGGGAAAACCCAAUGCAGACCUUGCCUGUUGGAGGACAGCUUCGAAGAGAAGAUCUAGUUUCCCAAAUUAAUAACAAUCCCGAGCGUGCGGAACAACUCAUAAAUGAGCUCGAGUCGAUGGAAGGCAACGCCGGUACCAUCGCGGCGGCCAUCACAGAAGUGAUGCAUAACUUAUGCUCAAGGAAGGAAACAAUGACAUUGAAGAAUAUCUGCAAUUCUCUGUCACGGAGGCCUCUUUCCUUGGACGUCAUGCUUCUUUUCAUUAGCCCAUCAACUAUCUUGCGACCGCUGUGUGCUUUGCUUGACGCUUGGAAAUGGGGCGAAGAACAAGGUGAAAGCCAGCCGGUUUAUGACGAAUUCGGCAGCAUAUUACUACUAGUUCUCGCCUUCAAGUACAAAUACGGAUUAUCUCAUUAUGACUUGGGGAUUUCUAAUCCAGACUCGUUUAUUUUGCGACUCCUGCAACAUGGUUGCUCCAGCCAGAGACUCGAGGAUUUGGAUGAAAAGCAAAAGAAUAAUCUUGGAGCAUGGAUCACCGCCCUAUUCAUUGCGGAAGGGAUCAGCGAUGAAUCAAUGUCAUCAUGCAGCCCUCAGGAAUUCUACUUCCUCGUCUCAACACUUUUCAGUCAAAGUUUGGCUGCGUGCGAAACUGGAAAGUUGGAAUUUGAGACCUUAAAAGGCGGGUUUGAAUAUCUCUUAGAGCCUUUUCUCUUACCAUCUUUAGUGAUGGCGCUAACGUGGCUCGGCCAUCAUAUCUGGGAGUCGGAAAGUGAUUUGACUACAUCGUUAAAACUUUUACUUGCCCUCGUUAAACCCAGCUCCAUAUCUGGCGAAGCCCAGGAAAUUCACCGCACGGUGUUAUUAAUAACUGCAAAACAGCUCGGUGACCAGCUGAAAGGUGUGCGCACCAGGCACCUUUCCAGAAACGACAUCAAGCCCAUUCUUGAGGCUUUAGAACCGUACCAUUCCUUCCAGCGGCGCAGCACAGCGCGUUACGGCGAAGUAGAAGGCUGGGCUUCAAAUCCAGCAGGUGGAGGGAUUGUUGCCAGCAUUCGCAACACUUUCUCGUCCUUUGUCUUUUGGAGCACAAGCCCUGAAAUAAGCAUGACCCCUCCUAGCUACACACACCGUCAGAUUGUCGCCGGAAUAAGACUUGUAGGUGCGGUUCGCGUGCUGAGGGGCAUAAUCGACGAGCUCAAAUUGCAAGCGGAAACCGGGAGCGGAGAUCUCGCCCUGGACAUAGCCGCCACGCUCAUAUGUGCCCCCCUUGCAGAAUCCUUCGCCGUAGAGCGCGCGGCAUUCCAUCCUGUUGAUCCGUCUAAAGACGCCAUACCCCGCUGUCCGAUUCUCACGCUCCGCGACGGGCUGAACCUUGAGCGCGAAUCUAUUCCCAAGUUAAUCGAUAGUGAUACACUCCGCGCAGAGCUAAUCGUGCGUUUAAGCCGGCGAGUCGAUGCGCUUACUGCCGUCCCGCAGAUGCCGCAGGAGGUUUCGAACAUAGAUGUUGGUAACAUAAUGCAAGGUAUCAAUCUGGAACGGGAGGGAAUGGGAAUGAGCGGCCAAAGGCAUGAUCAAGGAGGUGAGCAAUCCGGCCAACAGAAUCAGGGAGCGGACGAUACGGGGGAUCUCAAUGACAUGCUUGAUGCGGCAGUGGCAGCAGCUGCUGGGGGUGAUGGGGCUGGAAAUGGACAGGGGAUGGGAAUGAGUGGAAUAGGCGAGAUUGGUAUGGGUAUGGGUAGCGGCCUAGAUGCAAGUAUUGAUGAUGUGCUGAAUGGAGCGGAUAUGGGUGUGGGAAAUCCUGAAUAUUUGGAUUUGGAUAUGGAGGGCAUGUUUUAAGAUUGUAGGGCUGGAAGCAGGUUUUCCGCGUAGUGAUUCUCAUCUAUACUGCCCUUCUUCUCUUGUCUUGUACUUUUUUGGGUGGUGGGAGGUGGAUUAGUUGUGCUUGGUGACAAUCCGAGACGGGGAAUUUCACUGUUGAGGUUAAAACCAGGAUCUGGUGCCUUUGAUUGUCGCUCGGGAUGGGCUCAUAAAAAACAUACAUAUAUGUGAUGAGAAUCGCAAACUCCCCAAGUAUUUUUUUAGUCACGCGAAUAGGCCAUUACUUGUUCUAUGUAAUUCAUACCUAUCGAUACUGUAGGCUUUCUACAAUAUACGAACUAUAAAGAAAGAACGAUUGCGGUCAUAAGCAACAGGAAACGA